AUGGCACCAGCACCUAAGUUGCGAGUCGCUCUCCUCGGUCUAGGCCGUCUGGGUCAAAUCCGUGCACGUAUCCUCGCAUUUCAGCAACCAAGAAUCGAGCUCGUAGCAGUCUGUGACACCAAGCCAGGCAGUGCUGAUUGGGCUGCUGCCAAUCUCCCACCUUCAGUCAAAUACUUCGCAGAUUCCGAGGACUGCAUGAAGAAUGGAGGAGCAGAAGCCAUCCUCAUCUCGACCGCGACAGCGACACACGCACCAUUGAUAUGUCAGGCUUUCGACUUGAACCUCCAUGUCAUGUGCGAGAAGCCAAUCUCUGUCGAUGUGAUCACUACAGCAGAAGUCCUCGAAAAGGCUGCCAGUAAACCACAUCUGAAGUUCUUGGUACCCUUUUCGAGAAGAUAUGAUGAAUCGUACCGUGCGACGAAAGCCAUGGUCGAGAAUGGUAAUCUAGGCAACAUCCACGCAGUCGAGACCGCAUGUAUCGAUCAACAAGACCCGACUGGAUUCUUCGUUACCUUCUCUGAGCAAUCAGGCGGUAUCUUCAUGGACAUGGGCGUUCAUGACAUCGAUAUCGGCCGCUACUUUUUGAAUGUCAAGGAUGGUCUGACGAAUCCACGCAAGCAAGUCAUUAGGGUCAUUGCUAUGGGUCAGCAGGCCGUAUAUGGCGAUCUCAAGAAGUUUGGCGACUGCGACAACGGCUGGGGAAUGGUCGAGUUCGCAAAUGGCAAGGUACUCACUACACAUCUUGGUCGCACACUGAGGAACGGAUAUGAAGGCGCAACGAGAGUCUGCGGCACAAAGCAACACGCCAUCAUUGGCGGCAACUCGAAUAUCAAUCGUAUUGAGAUAAGAGACGAAUAUGGUGUACGCACUGCCACGACACCUGAUGCGUUUAUGUUGUACGACAAGUCAUUCAUAAAUGACCUUGCCGAGUUUGCAGCUUCUGUGCUUGAUGAUGCACCUUUGACGUGCUAUCCCGAGGAUGCAUAUGAAGCUGGAAAGAUCUGUGCUGCACUGCAACAUUCAUUCAGAACUGGUAUGCCAGUAUACUUCGACGAAGCUGGCUUGCCCAUACUACAGCCUUUGAAGAGUGUCGUUCAGGCGAUCGGGCAUUCGAAUGGGGUCGAAAAUGAGGUGAACGGUCAUUGA
Molecule: messenger RNA, 1146 nt
Organism: Lithohypha guttulata
Lineage: Eukaryota; Fungi; Ascomycota; Eurotiomycetes; Chaetothyriales; Trichomeriaceae
Exons: 2
Coding region: 1-1146 (381 amino acids)
Biological process (GO): NADPH regeneration
Cellular component (GO): cytoplasm
Molecular function (GO): nucleotide binding; oxidoreductase activity
Source: RefSeq, a predicted model, not a curated record